Messenger RNA from Haemorhous mexicanus (house finch), 4669 nucleotides. It is a transcript of the gene DNTT, whose product is annotated as DNA nucleotidylexotransferase. Gene Ontology annotation, molecular function: DNA-directed DNA polymerase activity; DNA binding; DNA nucleotidylexotransferase activity. Lineage: Eukaryota; Metazoa; Chordata; Aves; Passeriformes; Fringillidae. The transcript has 14 exons. The record is from RefSeq and is a predicted model, not a curated record. Bases 16 to 1842 code for a protein of 608 amino acids. Gene Ontology annotation, biological process: double-strand break repair via nonhomologous end joining. Gene Ontology annotation, cellular component: nucleus.
GACUCAUACAUCAUAAUGAGUCACACACUAUAUCCUUACAGCUUUGAAAAUAUUCCUCUUUGCGCUGCAGGUGAAGCCUACACCUAUUUUGCUUCGAAAUCUGCGUUAUCCACUCCAGACCCGUGUUUACCUUCCGCACUUCCUUGCGGCGCCCUGGCCGCCGGGUCAAAACGGAAGCCUGUCUUGGCCCUGAGCCCAUCCUGCUGUAGCUGCCUGCCACCAUGGGUGCUGACAAAGGAGCGACCUUGCAUCAAAAGCAGAGAGCAGAGGAAGAUGGGGGUGACCAGAAGGAUGUUUUUGAUGGAACUGGGAAGAAGAAAAGGUUUCAGAGUAGAAAGUGAGCUAAGUGAUUCUGUCACUCAUAUUGUGGCUGAGAACAACUCUUACCUGGAGGUGCUGGACUGGCUGAAGGGGCAGGCUGUGGGUGACAGCUCUAGGUUUGAGCUACUGGACAUCUCCUGGUUCACAGCCUGCAUGGAGGCAGGAAGACCAGUUGAUUUGGAAAUGAAAUUCCGCCUCAUGGAGCAAUCCCAAUCUCCUCCUUUGAAUACACCUGAAUUGGAAAUGCCAGCAUUUAUUGCAACAAAAGUAUCUCAGUAUUCAUGCCAGAGGAAGACAACUUUAAAUAACUACAACAAGAAAUUCACGGAUGCCUUUGAGGUAAUGGCUGAAAAUUACGAGUUCAAAGAAAAUGAAAUAUUCUGCCUGGAGUUUUUAAGGGCAGCUUCUUUGCUGAAAUCUCUUCCAUUUUCAGUAACCAGAAUGAAAGAUAUACAGGGGUUGCCCUGCGUGGGAGACCAAGUCAGAGAUGUCAUUGAGGAGAUUAUUGAAGAAGGAGAGAGCUCUAGAGUUAAAGAAGUGUUAAAUGAUGAGCGUUACAAGGCAUUUAAGCAAUUUACUUCAGUCUUUGGAGUGGGAGUGAAGACAUCUGAGAAAUGGUACAGAAUGGGCUUGCGGACUGUGGAAGAGGUAAAAGCUGACAAGACCCUGAAGCUGUCAAAAAUGCAGAAAGCAGGGUUUCUCUACUAUGAGGACCUUGUUAGCUGUGUGUCUAAGGCAGAAGCAGAUGCAGUGAGCUUGAUUGUCAAGAACACUGUGUGUACAUUUCUCCCAGAUGCUUUAGUUACCAUAACUGGUGGUUUCAGAAGGGGUAAGAAUAUUGGACAUGACAUAGAUUUUUUGAUCACCAAUCCAGGACCAAGAGAAGAUGAUGAACUUCUGCAUAAAGUUAUUGACUUAUGGAAAAAGCAGGGCUUACUCCUUUAUUGUGAUAUCAUUGAAUCAACAUUUGUAAAGGAACAGCUGCCAAGCAGAAAAGUUGAUGCCAUGGAUCAUUUUCAGAAGUGUUUUGCAAUUUUAAAAUUAUAUCAGCCAAGAGUAGACAACAGCACUUGCAACACAUCAAAAAAAUUGGAGAUGGCAGAAGUCAAAGACUGGAAGGCAAUCCGUGUGGAUCUGGUCAUAACCCCCUUCGAGCAAUAUUCAUAUGCUCUGUUAGGCUGGACAGGCUCCAGGCAAUUCGGACGUGACUUGCGGAGGUAUGCUGCACAUGAAAGGAAGAUGAUAUUGGAUAACCAUGGAUUGUAUGACAGGACAAAGUGGGUGCCUCCAAGCAAAUACUAUUCCCAAGUACUACUGGUGGUACAGAAACUCCACAUGUGGGGGAGUGAUGCUAUACUACACAUCCCAAAAGCCCAGGUGCCUCAGGGAAAUCACUUGGCUGGUGAGAAUCAAUCCUAUCUGCUUGUGGUGACUGACCCUGGGGAGAGAAGGAGAGAGAAUGUGUUGGGUAAUUUAGAAAGCCUGCCACAUAUCUUCCUUUCAUCUGAUUCAACUGGAUGAGAAUGGAUUGAAAGAUGGAAUGUGGUGGAACAAAGCAAUCUGCAGUGUGUUUGAGUAUUUUAAUAAAUAUUUUAAAAUAUUUGUAUUGACUUCACAAGGAUUUCCUGAGUAUUAGCAGUGUAAUCCAGACAGAGCACUGCCAUGAUUUUGCCAGGAAAUAAUAUGUGGUUAUUUCCUCAAGAGAUUUUUUUUUUUUUUUUUACUAUCAAUAAAUAAUGCUUUCCCCUUGUACUACUAUGUAAAAUAGACAUUUAUGCUUAACAUAUGUUUGCUUGGAGGUAAAAUAAAUGUUUGAUGGAGUGUUAAAAGCAAACAUGAAAACUUAGAGAAGCUUAAAACCCCACUAAAUUUCUAGAUGGAUAAUAGCACAGUUACUUAUAAUCUUUGAGGAUGUGUUGCUCAGAAGAACAGGCAAAACAGGCAGGUAUCAAACUUGGCAUCUACAUGAAUUGAUCAACCCCAUAAACUAUGGAUGAUCUCAGAAUGGACAUAUGCAAAAUCUCAUUUCUUUCACAGAGCUGAGCUACAGCACAUGCAAGGAGAUCAGAGGCCCAAGCACAGACUGUAAGUGGCAGUAUUAAAGCUAUAGGACUAGAGCCAAAACCACCCUCAUCACUGGGACUUCUUAUCCUUACUUACUCACAGACUGUUAACUGUUCUCUGAAUUAUUUAUUCUGAAAUCUGAAUAGCUAUUCCUUAGUUUAUCCUGUUGCUUAUGAAUUAAUUUUGCAACCAACCAGUCCUCUGGUAUACCAGCACAUUUUCACAUUUUCACUUAGCUUCUCAUAAGAAACUACUCUCUGAAACCAGAAAAAUAACUAAUUUUACCAAUUUCAGAGCAGGUUGCUAUACUGGGGUUUUGCUAAACUGAGUAAAAUUUUUAAACCACUUACAUUUGUUUUUAAAAUGUUCAUCUUCUUCUAGAGAAGAUUGAAAUGAGAAGAUUUCUAGGAAAAAAAAGAUUGAAAUGAGAAGAUUUCUAGGAAAAAAAAAAAAGAAAGAAAAAACCAAAUUAUUCCAGAUGCAAAUAUCUCCAGUCUACACACGUAUUAGUCAGAUUUAAUUUUAUCUUCCUUUUCCAGCUUUUCAAACCACCACUCUUGUUUUACAUGCUCUGUAUUCUGCUGAUCUACUGUGCUUCUCUCAAGUUUUUAAAGGAUUUAUUUAUAUUUCAUUUUAAUUCCUUUAUAUUGUCUUCUUUGUUAAUUUGGUUUUUGAAAUUAAGAGGAAUGUAAUUACUUGUACUAGAAUCCAAGUUUAACUUUCAAAAUCACAUUGUCCUCCUAAGUUUAAAACCAGGAAAAGUGCAAAAAAAUCCUUAUUAUACUUAAUCUUUAAAAACUCAGGAGAAUCAAGAAGGAAAGCUCUGAGGCUUCACUGUUUUAAAAAAGAGAUUAUUUCUUCUCUAAAGCAAUGAUUUAAUAUGGCAGAUCUUUUGAGUUUUUCUUUAAUCAGGGAUCAGGCAUUUUUCCUUUCCAGCAACUACAGAGAUACUGACUCAGCUUGACAAUGUUUAUAGUAGAUGUUAUUUGAGCUGUAAUAUGGUUUUGAGAUAUGAAGUGAGUUGUAGAAAGAAUCUAAGAGGCUCUCAGAUCAGCCAUGAGAAAUUUUCCACAAGAUAACUGUAAGUCAUCUGCAAAGUGAAGCUCUUUUGACCAGCUACCCAAUUUCACUCCUUCACAUGCUAAAAUUUAACUAGAUUUUGCAGACUGAUGGACUAUAAAGCCAAAAGGGACUAUUUGGUUCAUUCCUACUGACCUCCAGAAUGGGCUGGAGACCUUUGAUGAAUAAAUCACUAUUCCAAGGAUUUUCAGUCAGGGCUCCACUGUUGCUGUUGAAAUCUGGUGAUGACUUGAAGCCAAAGUACCAUUGACCCAGUGUUUCAUAACUACCCUGUUCAAAUGUCUUCCUUAUCUGAAGCCUUAUACCAGCUAAAACCAGUCCCUAAACUUACUCUGCUCCCAGGGUUCUGCUGGUGCCAGGGCAAAGCUGGUGCCUUUACAACAUCCAGCAGUGUGGGUGGGGUGGACACAGCCAUGGCUGAAUCCCUGUCUGGACCUGGCCUGGCCAUGGCUUUUCUUUGGAGACCAUCUGCUGUCUGUACUCAGCAGCAAAACUGGGCCCAUGUGCAGGAGCCAACGAAACUGAGCUCCCAUUAAACACCCCUGUGGGGACAUGGUGGUCUGGGGGGAGCCCAGGAAGGUUGUUGGCCAUUGUAACUGUAUUCUAGGAUUUCUGAGUGACCUUUAAUUAGUCAGCAACUUACAGAGCUGUGUCCCUAAAUAGGGAAUGUAAGUCCACUUUGUAAGUGAGACUGUCAGUUUGAUUUAACUGAGUACCUAAGGCAUACAAUGGUAGAAAGUGGUUCCAUCUAAUAGACUGGCUGCUGGGGGGCACACUUGCCAGAGGUGCCUAAAGAAGUGUGGAUUAGCUAUUAUUAGUGGUACAAAUACCCAAAAGCUCAACUCCUCCAUCUGCCAAGCCAUCUCCAAUAAAGCCCUCUGGUACCUUCACAGCUGGGGAAUGUUUUGAGUCACUCAUCCAUAACACUCCAGUCUUUCACACACAUGGCCAGCAGUGCAGACAUUUGGAAAUCAAAUAACGUGCACUUCAAGUAGAAGAAGCACACUGAGAGCUCCCUUUCUGGUUCACCAAAAUUCAAAUUGAGACUGUGUUCUCUAUGCCUUGAUUCUGUCUUUAUAAGUAAUCCUGCUUAUAAUUAAUUCUAAAGGGGCUUAAUCUUUAAGCAGAAACAAUCUGUAAAAUCUGAAUGAACUGAUCUCCAAAAACGAGAACAAUGAAAAACAUUCUCAGGUAAAAUGAAAAA